CUCGGGCCCAAAGCAUCCUCCAUUUUCCAGAUGUUUUUGGCCAAGUGACCUGAAGGCCUCGGGGCUUUUGAGUGGUGUUGGCUCGCGGCCAAAAUAAUAUCCCCUUCAGGGAAAACUCCAGUCUGAGAUGAGGCCGGACAAGUCAUCCCCCUCCGAAUAAUUUAAUCGCUCAUAAAAUCUCUUUCACUGCGUGUUUUGUCACGAUUCAGAAGACUAUAAAAUGCUGAGUCAUCGUUCAUAUCUUACAACUGAGAUCAGAGACAUUGGCAUAGUGUGUAGGAACAUCGAUGUUUUAUUAAAUCUGUUGGAUAGAUUGAUGCAGUGAGAGAGGAAGAGAUGCUUCUUUGAAUCCAAAAGACAUCAAUUGUAAAUGUUCUGAAUUUCCGACUCGGUCGUCACGCUGUGGAAAGAAUUCAAAAUAACCUGGAACAAUCCAUCUCUUAAAGUCCCCUCGAGCUGUAAAUAUGUAUAUAAUACGCAUAUAAACCACCGCAACGCGUCCAGAAAUCAGGUAGAAAGUUUAAAACUACAGUAGAUAAACGUUAAAGUCAAAUAUCUGAGGGGAAAGUUUCAGUAGGUACGGCUCUGAGAUGGAAGGAGGCGAGUCGAGGAGCAUGGAAGAGGAGGAAGAGGAGGAAGAGGAGGAUGGAUGCAUGCAGAGGAGCGAUGGCCUCCAGCCAACGGCUCUGCAGUAAAAUUACAUAACAGCAGUUUGCCUCCUCAGUAUUUAGCAAUCGAGGUCGGCGGCGGCGGCUCAUUCGUUUCCAUUCAGCUGUGAGAUAAUUGUUUUCUCUGAUUUGUUUUUGAACCCGGAGGACCGGCGGGGAAACUUUAUUCAUUUAUUUUCUUUUUAACAGAUUGAGCUUCUUUUUUUUUAGACAUUUGAAUGUAGAUUUCAGUUCUGUUUGUGCCUCAACAACGUUGUGUACACGCGUUUGUCUGCCACACCAGGACUGAGCCUCCAGAGGCCUGUGACCUGCAGAGCAUGACCACCUACCUGGCACCUCGUAUAUCAUCGUCUGUGUGUGUGUGUGUGUGUGUGUGGUUCUGUGUGUGUGUGUGUUUUGGUAAUUGGUUGGAUUUGCAGACAAAGCAGCACGGCGGGGACAUUGCCUCUCUGUUGGGAAGACAAACGCAGGAGAAACGCCCGUUACACGCGGCCAAUCGGCUUUUAGCGUGGGUUAAAUGGCGUUUGGAUGUUCCCUGUGGGGGCGAUGAGGGCAGGAUUGGUGUUUUGGAGGAAGAAGGCAGUCACCGAAUGUGAAUACCACAACCGUUGCUUUGAUGAACUCGCCUUCUGUUUAUUUUCCUUUCUCCGUUUUUUUUGGAGGGGUCUUUCUGUCUUUAAUUGGGGGCGGUUCUUUGUUAUCCAGCCUCCUACCCGCCAUCCCCUCAUUAAAUAUCCAUGAGCACUGAGGAUUAGGGACUUGAAUAUAUGUGAUAAUGGAAUUUUGUGUUAAAAAUCCAUGAAAAAAAAAAUACAAAAUAAGAUUAGUAGUGUCUUGUACAAUAUCUAAACGCUUGUAGAUCUCUGUACGGGACAGUUUGCUCAAAAAAGUCAAAAAGAAGGUAAAAUCCCAAGAAGCAUGAACGAGUGAAUAAAGCAAUGAGCUCAUUCUUUCUCUCCGUGGGACCAUUCUGUGGCAGAAAUUGGUGACAAACAACAACAACCAUCUCUGCACUGUGAUUGGCUCGUUCUCCUCUCAAUGCGCCCUGUUAAAUUCCCCCGUAGCUCGGCCCUCCCCCUCCCCCUCCUCCUCUUUCUUUCUCGCUCCGCCUCUAACACCUCCCUCCUCCACUCGUGCUGCUUGGUGAGAGUGUGUGUGUGUGUGUGUGUGUUAAUCCUCUCUCCCUCCACAGACACACUCACACACACACACACACACACUGAGACAUGUGGGCUGGAGCGCUCCCUCCACGAGACUGAGAGACGGGAACGCUCAUUUGGGCAGCAUCAUUCCCGUUUGAAGGAUUUUGGAGGCGCGUUUCUUAAAAGAUUUAUUGAACCGCAUUCAGAAAACUUUCUUUCACGAUAUUUUAACCUUUUUUUCUUCUUCUUAUUCUUUUUGUUAUGAUGUGGAACUGCACCAUGCAGCCGCAUCCGGAUGCAGAGCUAACCUGAUUGGCUGAUCUUUGCACGGCUGGAUUGGUCCUGUGUUGACUCCUCGGUUUGAGAUGUUGUUGUCGGACGGAGCUUUUUAAAGGAUUUGAGAGUCCAGCUGUGUAAUUUUGGUCCAUUAAUUCUCAUUUUAAAUAGUUUUUCGUCGUUGCUCCCGUUGGGAGGAGUCAUAUUCCCUGGCACUGCGAUUGGCUCCCUGGUAUUUGGAGUUGGAUUUGAGUCUCAGAGCCGGCGUUUUGAUUUUAAACCUCCCAGGCUGAGUUAAUUUUACACCAAACUCCCACAAUGCCGAGCAGAGAGUCGUGCGUCGUUAGAAGAGCCAAGAAGCAGUCGCGCCGGCGAGCCGAGAAGCAGGCGGGGGGUCAGAACGGCUCUCUGUUCACCGCCGCUCUCGGUUUGAAUGCCAGCCCCGCCUCUCCCACCUCCACCUUCUGGCAACCAAUCAGAUCUUUUGCCCUCUCUCAGCUCACGUCACUGGUGCGGCGGGCCACCCUGAGGGAGAGCGACCUGGCACCCAAGUACGAGAAGGUCCACAACUUCAAGGUUCAUACGUUCAGAGGCCCCCACUGGUGCGAGUACUGCGCCAACUUCAUGUGGGGUCUCAUCGCCCAGGGAGUGAAGUGUGCAGACUGCGGCCUGAACGUCCACAAGCAGUGCUCCAAAGUGGUGCCCAACGACUGCCAGCCGGACCUGCGGCACGUCAAGAAGGUGUACAGCUGCGACCUGACCACGCUGGUGAAGGCCCACAACACCAAGAGGCCCAUGGUGGUGGACAUGUGCAUCCAGGAGAUCGAGGCUCGAGGUCUCCAGUCGGAGGGUUUGUACCGGAUCUCCGGCUUCAGCGAGCUGAUUGAAGACGUCAAGCUGUCGUUCGACCGAGACGGCGAGAAGGCGGACAUUUCCUCGACCGCGUACGAGGACCUCAACAUCAUCGCCGGAGCCCUCAAGCUCUACUUCCGGGAGCUGCCCAUCCCCCUCAUCACGUACGACGCCUACCCGCGCUUCAUCGAAACAGGAAAGAUCGCGGACGCAGAGAAGCGGCUGGAGUCGCUGCACGAGGCCUUGAAGCUGCUGCCGCCCGCUCACUGCGAGACGCUGCGGUGCCUCAUGGCUCACCUCAAGAGGGUGACGGAGUACGAGAAGGAGAACCUCAUGUCCAGCGAGAACCUGGGCAUCGUCUUCGGCCCGACGCUGAUGAGGGCCCCCGGGCUGGACGCCAUGACGGCGCUCAACGACAUCCGGUACCAGAGACUCGUGGUGGAAACGCUCAUCACCAACGAAGACGUGUUGUUCUGAGAGGAGGCGAGGGGAGGGGAGAGGAAGCUUCCCAACGAGGAGAGGAAGGACAAGGCGGAUCGGGACGCGGUCCGGAGAAAAGAUUUGA
Molecule: messenger RNA, 3503 nt
Organism: Pseudoliparis swirei
Lineage: Eukaryota; Metazoa; Chordata; Actinopteri; Perciformes; Liparidae
Product: N-chimaerin-like
Exons: 8
Coding region: 2405-3415 (336 amino acids)
Biological process (GO): regulation of small GTPase mediated signal transduction; positive regulation of GTPase activity; signal transduction
Molecular function (GO): GTPase activator activity
Source: RefSeq, a predicted model, not a curated record